Coturnix japonica (Japanese quail) is the source of this 5802-nucleotide messenger RNA. It is a transcript of the gene ROCK1, whose product is annotated as Rho associated coiled-coil containing protein kinase 1. Lineage: Eukaryota; Metazoa; Chordata; Aves; Galliformes; Phasianidae. Gene Ontology annotation, cellular component: cytoplasm; cytoskeleton; cytoplasmic stress granule. Gene Ontology annotation, biological process: cortical actin cytoskeleton organization; Rho protein signal transduction; embryonic morphogenesis. Gene Ontology annotation, molecular function: ATP binding; Rho-dependent protein serine/threonine kinase activity; small GTPase binding. The record is from RefSeq and is a predicted model, not a curated record.
GCGUGCUGGUUCCUGUUUUGGGUGGAUUUUUUUUCCCUUUUAAAUUUUUUUAUAUGUUUUCCUUUUUUCGUCGUUUUUAACGUUUGAUCUGGAAUAAGGGAAGUUUUUUUAAUCGUCGGAAACAUGUCGACCGGUGAGAGUUUUGAGUCUCGGUUUGAAAAAAUCGACGGGACUUUAAAGGAUCCCAAAUCCGAAGUGAACGUGGACUGUCUGCUGGAUGGAUUAGAUGCUUUGGUGUAUGACUUGGAUUUUCCUGCCUUAAGAAAAAACAAGAACAUUGAUAACUUCUUAAACAGGUAUAAAGACACAGUAAAUAAAAUGAGAGAUCUGCGGAUGAAAGCUGAAGAUUAUGAAGUGGUGAAGGUGAUCGGCAGGGGGGCGUUUGGGGAGGUUCAGCUGGUAAGGCAUAAAUCGUCAAGAAGAGUCUAUGCUAUGAAACUUCUGAGCAAAUUUGAGAUGAUAAAAAGAUCAGAUUCUGCGUUCUUCUGGGAAGAAAGGGAUAUUAUGGCUUUUGCUAAUAGUCCCUGGGUUGUUCAGUUAUUUUACGCAUUCCAAGAUGAUCGUUACCUUUACAUGGUCAUGGAAUACAUGCCUGGUGGAGACCUUGUGAAUUUAAUGAGUAACUAUGAUGUUCCUGAGAAAUGGGCCAGAUUUUAUACUGCUGAAGUUGUUCUUGCAUUAGAUGCAAUUCACUCAAUGGGCUUUAUACACAGAGAUGUGAAGCCUGAUAAUAUGCUGCUAGAUAAAGCUGGUCAUUUAAAACUAGCAGAUUUUGGUACUUGUAUGAAAAUGAACAAGGAAGGUAUGGUACGAUGUGAUACAGCUGUAGGAACACCAGACUAUAUCUCUCCUGAAGUACUGAAGUCCCAGGGUGGUGACGGUUACUAUGGACGAGAAUGUGACUGGUGGUCAGUUGGAGUUUUUUUGUAUGAGAUGCUUGUAGGUGACACACCUUUUUAUGCAGAUUCUUUGGUUGGAACAUACAGUAAGAUUAUGAACCACAAGAACUCCCUUACCUUCCCUGACGACAAUGAGAUCUCUAAAGAGGCAAAAAACCUUAUUUGUGCCUUUUUAACUGAUAGGGAAGUGAGACUGGGACGAAAUGGCGUAGAAGAAAUUAAACGACAUCUUUUCUUCAAAGAUGAUCAGUGGGCUUGGGAGACUCUCAGAGACACUGUAGCACCAGUUGUGCCUGACUUAAGUAGUGACAUAGACACUAGUAAUUUUGAUGACAUCGAUGAAGACAAAGGAGAGGAAGAAACAUUUCCCAUUCCAAAAGCAUUUGUGGGCAACCAGCUUCCUUUUGUUGGAUUUACGUAUUACAGCAACCGUCGGUAUUUAUCUGUCUCUGCAGAAAAUUCCAACGAUAACAGAACAGGCUCCAGUAUGGAUAAAAGCGUGAUGGAAAAUAUGCAGAAGAUGAUCUAUGAUUUGGAAGAACAGCUACAUAAUGAAAUGCAGCUGAAAGAUGAAAUGGAGCAAAAGUGCAGGUCUUCAAACAUCACGCUAGACAAGAUAAUGAAGGAGCUGGAUGAAGAGGGAAAUCAAAGAAAGAACCUAGAAUUAACAGUCUCCCAGAUUGAGAAGGAAAAGAUGGCACUGCAGCAUAAGAUAAAUGAAUACCAAAGAAAAAUUGAACAAGAGAGUGAAAAGAGACGGAAUGUGGAAAAUGAAGUGUCCACGUUAAAAGAUCAAAUGGAAGACUUGAAAAAAAUCAACCAGCAUUCACAAAUUACAAAUGAGAAGAUAACACAGUUACAAAAACAACUAGAAGAAGCCAAUGAUUUGCUACGGACAGAAUCAGAAACAGCAGUAAGACUGAGAAAGGGUAACACAGAAAUGAGCAAGUCAUUAAGUCAAGUAGAAUCACUGAAUAGAGAACUGCAGGAAAGGUGCAGAGUUCUAGAAAGCGCAAAACUGCAGGUGGAGAAAGAUUAUUAUCAACUGCAAGCAGCUUUGGAAUCAGAACGAAGGGACAGAAGUCAUGGAUCGGAAAUGAUUGGAGAACUACAGGUUCGGAUUACAACUUUACAAGAAGAAUUAAAAAACCUUAAAAAUAAUCUUGAAAGAGUGGAGGCAGAAAGAAAACAAGCACAAGAUAGGCUUAAUCAUUCAGAAAAGGAAAAGAAUAAUUUGGAGAUAGAUUUGAACUACAAACUCAAGUCAUUACAAGACCGCCUAGAACAGGAAGUAAAUGAACACAAAGUGACUAAAGCUCGAUUAACUGACAAACAUCAGUCAAUAGAGGAGGCAAAAUCAGUUGCAAUGUGUGAAAUGGAAAAAAAAGUGAAGGAAGAAAGGGCAGCAAGAGAAAAGGCAGAGAAUCGAAUAGUUCAGGCUGAAAAACAGUGUUCCAUGCUAGACUUUGACCUGAAGCAAUCUCAGCAGAAACUGGAACACCUUCUUCAGCAAAAGGAAAGACUGGAGGAUGAAGUAAAGAAUCUGUCACUUCAGCUAGAGCAGGAGACGAAUAAGCGAAUAAUGGCACAGAAUGAAUUAAAGGCACAAGCUUUUGAAGCAGAUAACUUGAAGGGUUCUGAGAAGCAGCUGAAACAAGAAAUCAAUACAUUAUUGGAAGCAAAAAGGUUACUGGAAGUUGAGUUGGCUCAACUUGCUAAGCAGUACAGAGGAAAUGAAGGUCAAAUGCGUGAGCUUCAGGAUCAGCUUGAAGCGGAGCAGUAUUUUUCGACACUUUACAAAACUCAGGUUAAGGAACUGAAGGAAGAAAUUGAUGAGAAGAAUAAAGAAACUCAAAGAAAAAUGCAGGAAUUGCAAAAUGAGAAAGAAACACUCACUACGCAGCUGGAUUUAGCUGAAACCAAAGCUGAGUCGGAACAGUUGGCACGGGCACUUCUUGAAGAGCAGUAUUUUGAAUUGAGUCAGGAGAGCAAAAAAGCAGCAUCACGACAUAGGCAAGAAAUGACAGAUAAGGACAGCAUCAUAAGAAGGCUGGAAGAAACUAACAGCACGUUAACCAAAGAUGUUGAUUUAGUAACAAAAGAAAAUACAGAGAUCAGUGAAAAAAUGAAGAAACAGGAGGAAGAAUACAAGCUGAAAAAAGAGGAAGAAAUAAACAAUAUUAGAAUGCAAUAUGAGAAGAGUAUCAACACUGAGAGAACUCUGAAGACACAGGCUGUCAACAAACUGGCUGAGAUAAUGAAUAGAAAAGAUUUUAAAAUAGAUAGAAAGAAAGCAAGCAUGCAGGAUUUGAGGAAGAAAGAGAAGGAAAACCGAAAGCUACAACUGGAGCUUAAUCAAGAAAAAGAGAAAUACAAUCAGAUGGUGGUGAAAUACCAGAAGGAGGUUAAUGAGAUGCAAGCGCAACUAGCAGAAGAGUCAACAUACAGGAAUGAGCUACAGAUGCAGCUGGAUAGUAAAGAGAGUGACAUAGAACAACUACGAAGGAAAAUUUUGGAUCUCCAGCAAGGAAUGGAUUCUAGCAGCGUUUCUAGUCUACAGCCAGAUGAAAUCGAUGGAAAUCUUUCAGAAUCAAGGCUUGAAGGUUGGCUUUCAAUACCAAACAAGGGAAACAUAAAGCGGCACGGCUGGAAGAAACAGUACGUUGUGGUGAGCAGUAAAAAGAUACUGUUCUAUAAUGAUGAAAAGGACAAGGACCAGUCUAAUCCAUGCAUGGUACUGGACAUCGAUAAGCUGUUCCAUGUCCGACCUGUGACUCAAGGAGAUGUAUAUAGAGCAGAAACUGAAGAAAUUCCUAAAAUAUUCCAGAUUCUGUAUGCUAAUGAGGGGGAAUGCAGGAAGGAUGUGGAGGUAGAGUCAGUCCAGCCUGCAGAGAAGACAAACUUUCUAAAUCACAAAGGCCAUGAAUUUAUUCCAACAAUAUACCACUUUCCAGCCAAUUGCGAGGCCUGUGCCAAACCUCUUUGGCAUGUCUUCAAACCCCCAGCUGCCCUGGAAUGUCGAAGAUGCCAUGUGAAGUGCCAUAGAGACCACUUGGAUAAAAAGGAGGAGUUAAUUGCACCAUGCAAAGUGAGUUAUGAUGUAACUUCAGCAAGAGAUAUGUUGUUGCUGGCAUCCUGUCAAGAUGAACAGAAGAAAUGGGUGACUCAUUUAGUAAAGAAGAUCCCUAAGAACCCACCGUCUACAUUUGUUCGUGCUUCUCCUAGAACAAUGUCUACAAGAUCCUCAGCAAACCAGUCAUUCCGAAAAGCUGUUAAAAAUACUUCUGGAAAAACUAGGCACCAAGUAUGGAGGAAGAGGAAUAUUGAGCGUAAGCAAUUUAGAGAGGCACAGCUGUUGGCCAGCGAGAGCGCUAGCUAACCACGUGUACAGUGCUUAAUGGAAUCUCAUGGGAUGCGGUCUGAAAAAUGGCUUUUUAACCACACAGAGCAGUGCAGAUGGGCUGUUGUUCCUUCCAACAUAACUAUCACAGGCUUCAGGGUUAAGAUUGCUAUUACUGUCUCCUCCUUGCUUUGGCACAAAAGCACACUGAGGGUGUUUAAUUGCGGGUUUGCCUAAAGGUAGAUUAGAUUAAUUAUUACUGUGUAAUGCAAGUUAAAGCAAAUAAAGCUUAGCUAGGUGUAUAAAAAAAAAAGGUGCUGCCUUUUUUUGGAUAUAAAAAGAAAAAAAAGCCGGUAAAUCACAAUGAAACGCAGCCAACUUUCUUCAUAUCAGUGAAAGAAGAGGACUGUUUACCCUUGGAAGGGGAUAUUUAUAUCAAGAUGAGCAUAUGAGACUAAGUAGAGGAGGAAGGUUUCUCCAUGAGAAGGACUGCAAUUGCUUUCAGGACUCAACAGUUGUGCUCUUGAAGACUGCAGAACUAGCUUACAGACGAAGCCUUAUCACUUGAACUUCAGUGCCUUCACUGCAGAGUUCUUAACAGCCUUACUGCUGAUCACCCACUAUGGAAUGGAUCAAAGGGUUAAAUAUCUUUACAUUACGCUUUUCAAAAUACCGAUUCAGCAGGUUUGUAAAGGGGGGGAAAGCCAAGUAAUUGCCUUUAAUCUAUGCAUUUUUGCCAAGCCAUACUGAAUUAUUUUACUAUUAGAGGCAUUAGAAACUAACAGGAAAAAGAACCGAGUUUGGAAGCAUAUUUUGGGGUACAUCAUGUCUGUAAUUGAAUACUGUACUGCUUUACAAAUUCAAGAGAUAACCUACAUUAAGUUAACAAACAUGUAUGCACUGUUUGUAAUGUAAAUUAUUCUUAGAACACUUUUACUGGGUUUUACGUUGUCGUUUUAGUGCCUUAAUUUGUGUUAACUGUAUGAUUGCCAUGUCAAUAAUUGUAGAAAUAUAAAAACUAAAGAAAGGAAACCUCUGAAAAGACCUGUUGCGUUAUCAGUGGGUUUUGCUGAACUUGGUUUGGUUGAAGUAUUGUAGAUGCUGGAUGCAUUGUCUAAAUUAAAUACCAUCUUUGAAUGGGAAUUCCUCUUACAAAGAAAGACUGGGUCUGGUUUAUAAGGCAAGAAACGUGCGGGCAACGGGAAUAAAAACAAAAAGCAUAUAGCAUAAAAGCUUUGGGUAAUUCAGGAAUGUCAGUAAAUGCUGUCGGCCUCUUGCUUUGUAGCAGGAAUGCAUUCAUGGUUAUAUGGGCAGUAUGGUUUUAUUUUAUAUUAUUUCUUAACCGAAUACCUCCUCAGUAAUUUAUAAUGGCUUUGCAGUUGUGUAUUAAAUAAGAAGCACUGGAAAACUGAUUCGUCCUUAGGACGAUUUGCAUGUUUCAAGUGGUAUUGAAAGCCGCACUGAUGGAUAUGUAAUAAUAAACAUAUCUGUUAUUAAUAUGGUAAUGACUCUGUGCUCAUUUAAUGAGAAAUAAAGUAAUUUAUGGAAGGACUCUUCUGAAAA